AGUAACCAGAAAAUAAAAUAAAAUAAAAUAAAAUAACCAACAAAAUCCAUUUACUACAAUUCCCGUCUUCUUCCAUCCAAACGCACGAUGAUGCCUUUUCAACAACAACAGGAUGGCACGUUUCCAAACUAUACCAACCUGCAGUUCGGCAACUUCUCGCACGCACAAAGUCUAGCCGGAAAUCUGUCCUUUGCGCCUGAUUUUCACGCCCUUGAUCAAACUGAUCUUAGUUUUGUCAAUCAAAACAAUAAUGCCAAUGCAAAUCCAAACAACCCACCAUCUAUGAUGCAUCCUUCAGGUCCAGUCGGGUUCCAACAACCUUCACAAGCUGUUUUUUCUCCUCAGACAAUGCUUAACUCUCCCAUGCAAAAUACAGCACUCCAGGCACAAUUGCAACACACAAGGUUAUACCAAGGAGGAGGAGAUAUGGGAUCUAUGUCACCACAAACCUUUUUAUAUCAGCAACAACAAGCCAUGGCAAUGAGAGCCAAACAAUCCCCGAGUCAAUCGCCCGCAUUGAACAAUGCCACAUUUCAAAAUGUAGCAAACUCGCCAAUGAUUGUCAACAAUAGCCCAAGCCUAGUUGGAUAUGCAGGUAGAUCAGGAGAGCGUAACAAAAGACAGGGAUCUGAUGAUGGAGCAGUGUCUUCUCCCAUGGUAGCAAGUCAUACUGCUUCUCCAAUGAGCUUUGCUAAUCAGAGUCGCGUUAUCCCGUCGCAAGCCAAUAAUCCAUAUAUGCAAUCUAAUGUUUUUAAUCUCCAGCCUUUGAUGCGCCACGAUCAAAUGGGUAUGCUCCAACCUGGUAUGACGAGUGCUUCGCCGAUGACACCUGGAAGAAAGGCACCUUCAUAUGAUAUGGCACAGACUGGCAUGGAUGAUUUAUUACAGGCACCAAAGCAAUUUGGUGCUGCAUUGCCAACCCACUCAUCACCAAAAGUUAUUGAUAAAAUUGCUGAAAAGGAUGAGGAUGCGACAUUGGUUACAUAUGCUCCCAAGACACGUAAUGUUGAAACGUAUGGCGGUAUAGAUCUCAAAUAUUUUGAUAAAUUUGAAAUCAAGCCUGCUAUUCCUCAUCUUGGCGAACUUGGUGCUGUGGAUAUUCAAGCUCUUAUUAUGUCCCUUAAAUCGGGGAUGAAGAUGGAAGUGGCCAAUGCACUCAAUGUGCUUACAAUGCUGUCAAUUCAACAGCCGUCACUUCCACUCCACCAAUGCGAGGAUUUGUUGGAUCUUCUGUUAGAUAUUCUCGAAAAGGACUUUUUUGGAGAGUCCACACGCUUCCUAAAGACAAAGACUAAGACAAGGUCCAAGUCCAGGUCCAGGUCCAAGUCUAGAACGAAAUCCAAAUCGAAGACUAAAACUAAACCCAAGAUAAACGUAAACCUAAAUGCAAAUGCAAAUGCAAAUGCAAAUGCAAAUGCAAACAUAAACAUAAACCCCGACGACAUUAAAACCGACACGACUCUUGUAAAUUCAAAGCCAAGUGAAAAAUCCAAAGCAGCCGUGAUAGACUUUGACAAGGAAGCAAACUAUGCCGAGCUGUUUGACAUGUCACUUGAUGAGAUGAAGAGUUUGAUACCCGAGCUUGAAGAAAGCACAUCCGAAAUCUGGCUGUCGUUACGUGAGAGAUGCCUCUGUAUUUUCAACCUGUUCCGCAACUUUUCGUUCAUGACGGAGAACGUAGGCUACCUUUCGAAGCACCGACGAUUUGUAACAACCCUGGCACGGAUCGCAAGUUCGCCACGCGAGAAUGAGACCCACGAGGCAUGGUUUGUCGGCAUCCGGCGAAUGGAUACUCUUGACCACCGCAAGACGAUUCUGAUCAUCUUUUCGAAUAUUGCCAUGACGUUUUCUUUGGAUGAAACGACGGGGCCGGCUAUUGUACGCCUGGCACACGAUUUCUUGUUGCACGGACCUGAGACAUAUUAUGCCACACUGGCGAUUGAUUUGUGGGCCAAGAUUGCCGUUAAUUACGGAAACCGAAAGGUACUUUCCCAACUGGUGCUUGAAAAGCAAGAGGAGGACGAGGACGGGGACAGGGACAGGGACAGGGACGGAGAGGAUGGUGAGGACGAGGGUGAAGAGAGGGGAGAUAAGAAAAAGGGUCGAAAGAACGACAGGUUUGAGUUGUUUGUUGAGCUGUGGACCGAGUUGAGUGCCGUGAUUCGACGCGACUUCUUUGCGCCUGAUGGGCGAGUGAUGUUUGCAUUGAACAGUGCGCAGUUGGCGACUUUGGAAAUGGCAAUGAUGGGCCUGUACAAUGUUAUGGUGAUUUCGGAUGACGUGAGCCUUCGCCGGCGUUUGAUUGACAGUGAUAAAAGCGUUCCGAUGAUGAUCCUGAGACUGUGUAUUGCGCUUGCGGAAUCUGGUAACCAGCACUUUGCGGUCGUGACUAAGCGCGGGAUUGAGGUUGUGCGUGGGCUGGUGUGUGGUGGGGACGGAAUGCGCCGACGACCGACGUUGCUGGACUGCGUGGAGAGCGAGGCACCAAAGCCAUGUCUGGGCAGAGGUAUACUUGACAUGGGCUGUUUGCGGGAAAAGCUGAUGCUCGCGACCGUGAAGCCGACAACCGAUCCGGAAAUUCUGCGUGAAUUGUCUGAUUUCGUGACACUGGUAGAUGACGAGAUUGGAGCAUUGUAAAAGAUCAUUUUAUAUAUAUAUUAUAUUAUAUUAUAUUAUAUUAUAUUAUAUUAUAUAUACGCAAACAUACACACCUAAAUAUAUAUAUACACAAACACACAUAGCAAACAUUCAAACACACAAGCACACGUAUACUCACAGCACACUCCCACUUACACUCACCCAAACUCACGCUCACAUAUACAUAUAUACAUAUAUACAUAUAUACAUAUACACAUAUAUAUAUAUAUAUAUCCAUAUUUAUAAUAAUAAAUAAACAAAGACAAUCAACCU
Messenger RNA from Phycomyces blakesleeanus NRRL 1555(-), 2910 nucleotides. RefSeq lists its product as hypothetical. Gene Ontology annotation, molecular function: nucleosome binding. The coding region runs from base 88 to 2637 and encodes 849 amino acids. Gene Ontology annotation, biological process: positive regulation of DNA-templated transcription; chromatin remodeling; regulation of transcription by RNA polymerase II. Gene Ontology annotation, cellular component: SWI/SNF complex; nucleoplasm; brahma complex. The record is from RefSeq and is a predicted model, not a curated record. The transcript is spliced from 7 exons. NCBI's taxonomy places the organism in Eukaryota, Fungi, Mucoromycota, Mucoromycetes, Mucorales, Phycomycetaceae.